UUUACAGACAAGGGCAAACCGCCGGACAGGAGGCGCUGCUGCUGUCAUUGUCAUUUGCUACUCACAUUAGCUAGCAUGGCGAUCUUUUUGAGGCCUAAUGUCCGCGGUUUGCUCACUUUACAGCAGAGAAUGGCAUCCGACCAGCUGGGUGAGCUGGGUAAAGGUGCAGGAAAAGGUGGCGGAGCUGGCGGGUCCAUCCGAGAGGCCGGUGGAGCCAUGGGAAAGAAACAGGCGGCAGAGGAGGAAAUGUACUUUAAGCGCAAGGAGCAGGAGCAGCUGGCUGCACUGAAGCAACACCACCAGGAGGAAAUCGACCACCACAAAAAGGAGAUUGAGCGUCUGCAGCGGGAGAUUGACCGUCACAAGGGGAAGAUCAGGAAGCUGAAGCACGACGACUAAUCAAAAUGAGCUUCCGCCAGGCAUCUUUAAUCACUGCUGUAUUGCAUCUAAAAAAAUUAUUUUCUCCCUUUUGAAACGCACGUGUUCUUCUGCCGCUCACCAUCUCAGAGUAGAAUUCCAUUACCGGGAAGGCAUGAUUGGGUGGUGAAUUGUUGUUUAAAGCAAUUGCAACAGUUCACAAAAAGAAUGUUGUUUCCAUGGAGCAGUGUGACAUGAUUUGCAUGAACUGUUGCAUGUUUCAUACAGCAAAUAAACAUGAUCUUGUGUGAUAAAUGCA
Molecule: messenger RNA, 676 nt
Organism: Phycodurus eques (leafy seadragon)
Lineage: Eukaryota; Metazoa; Chordata; Actinopteri; Syngnathiformes; Syngnathidae
Gene: atp5if1b
Product: ATP synthase inhibitory factor subunit 1b
Exons: 3
Coding region: 76-399 (107 amino acids)
Biological process (GO): negative regulation of ATP-dependent activity
Cellular component (GO): mitochondrion
Molecular function (GO): ATPase inhibitor activity
Source: RefSeq, a predicted model, not a curated record